Molecule: messenger RNA, 1128 nt
Organism: Triplophysa dalaica
Lineage: Eukaryota; Metazoa; Chordata; Actinopteri; Cypriniformes; Nemacheilidae
Gene: golt1ba
Product: golgi transport 1Ba
Exons: 6
Coding region: 59-451 (130 amino acids)
Biological process (GO): endoplasmic reticulum to Golgi vesicle-mediated transport; retrograde transport, endosome to Golgi
Cellular component (GO): membrane; endoplasmic reticulum
Source: RefSeq, a predicted model, not a curated record
CGUGUCCACUCCUCUAACAGCUGUGGACAAGCGGGUGUCAAGAAGAGUGAAAGCAAAGAUGAUUUCCCUCACCGACUCCCAAAAGAUUGGAGUAGGGUUAACAGGAUUUGGUGUAUUUUUCCUGUUCUUUGGGAUGAUCCUGUUUUUUGAUAAAGCCUUACUAGCCAUAGGAAAUAUCCUUUUUGUUGUUGGCCUGUCAUUCGUCAUUGGGCUGGAAAGAACGUUUAGGUUCUUCUUCCAGAAGCACAAGAUGAAAGCCACCAGCUUCUUUUUGGGGGGCGUGUUCGUGGUGCUGAUCGGCUGGCCCAUCUUAGGAGUGAUUCUAGAGUUUUAUGGCUUCUUUCUUCUAUUUAGGGGGUUCUUUCCGGUGGUCAUUGGUUUUAUCAGAAGGAUUCCUGUACUUGGAUAUUUGCUGAAUUUUCCUAUCCUAAGUGGGCCUUCCAAAGGCUGAGCGGACAGUCAGACAUCUUGUAUGUGGACAAAAUGAGCGAAAGCAACAACAUGGUUUAACAAAGACUGCGUUUUUUUGUUAUUUAUGGAAUGGAUUUUCUAAGGUCAUUGCCGAAGCAUUAUAGUCAAGCGAAUUUCCAUUUUAUGGAUGACGUCAGGUUUGAGUGUAUCUACGACAACAAAAAGCUAACUCUGUGGCAUGGAAAAGAAGCCAUGGCCACUUCCUGCACAGCAAAUCUAUGGAGCGGCGUCACAUGGCCCAGCAUGCUGCACCCUGGAGGAUCACAAAGUGUAUACUUCAUAAAUGCAUACUUCAUGAUGAAGUCAGCAGAGGCUAUUUCGUGAGGGACAGUUUAUUGAAUGUGUUUAAGAAUAUUGGUUUCUAUUGACUUCUGAAAGUCUGUAUUCUGUUAUGACAACCUUGGUAGGCUGUUGUGUAUGUAGUGUGUAUUAUUUUAAAGAGGCAAAUUCUAAAUGUUUCCUUUUUUGCUGUUACAUCUGUUAACAAGAGCCGUAUUUACACUUUCUUGUAAACAUGGAGGUUUAGAAGUGACAGCGUAUAGACUAACAGCCAGAUGUUGUUUUCUUUUUAUCAUUGUAGAAUCUCAGCACUGGGAUUGGAUAAUGGUUCAGCUGCCAUGAACUUUUGUAAAUAAAAUGCAUAUAUAUUUAAAAAUA